UCCUUCUUCCUCCGGCAGCUUCGUUAUCAUCGCCACCGCCGCUUUCUCUCUCCUCUCCCUCUCUCUCUCUCUCUCUCUACAGCCAUGCAAUCCCUCCAAUCUCCGCCCCUCCGCGUCUCCCCGCUCGACCCCCUCCGCCGCAAAUCCCCCAAUGCCUCCCCCGCCGCCGCCGCCGCCGCCCCCACCCCCCGGCGCGUCGCCCUCCCCGCCGUCAGGUCCGCCGCCGCAGCCCCGAGGCGGGAGAGGGACCCGAGGAAGCGCGUCGUCGUCACCGGGAUGGGGCUCGUCUCCGUCUUCGGCAACGACGUGGACGCGUACUACGCGAAGCUGCUCGCCGGGGAGAGCGGGAUCAGCCCGAUCGACCGCUUCGACGCCUCCAAGUUCCCCACCCGGUUCGCCGGGCAGAUCCGCGGGUUCUCGUCGCAGGGGUACAUCGACGGGAAGAACGACCGGCGGCUCGACGAUUGCCUGCGCUACUGCAUUGUCGCCGGGAAGAAGGCGCUCGAGGAUGCUGAUCUCGGCGGCGAUAGGCUCUCCAAGAUCGAAAAGGAGCGAGCCGGUGUACUUGUUGGGACAGGUAUGGGUGGUUUGACUGUGUUCUCUGAUGGAGUACAGAAUCUAAUCGAGAAAGGUCACAGGAAGAUAACCCCCUUCUUUAUUCCUUAUGCCAUAACAAACAUGGGAUCUGCCUUACUUGCCAUUGAACUUGGUUUCAUGGGUCCAAAUUAUUCCAUCUCAACUGCAUGUGCCACUUCCAACUAUUGCUUCUAUGCGGCUGCCAAUCACAUCCGUCGGGGUGAGGCUGAUCUGAUGAUUGCUGGUGGAACUGAAGCUGCCAUUAUUCCCAUUGGCUUGGGUGGUUUUGUUGCAUGUAGAGCCUUGUCUCAGAGAAACGAUGAUCCACAAACUGCAUCAAGACCUUGGGAUAGAGAUCGAGAUGGUUUUGUCAUGGGUGAAGGAGCAGGAAUUUUGGUAUUGGAGAGCUUGGAGCACGCAAUGAAAAGAGGUGCACCGAUUAUUGCUGAGUAUUUGGGAGGUGCAGUUAACUGCGAUGCUUAUCACAUGACUGAUCCAAGGGCUGAUGGACUUGGUGUUUCCUCUUGCAUUGAGAGGAGCCUUGAAGAUGCGGGUGUGUCACCAGAGGAGGUUAACUACAUAAAUGCACAUGCAACUUCAACUCUUGCUGGGGAUCUGGCCGAGAUUAAUGCCAUAAAAAAGGUGUUCAAAGACACCUCAGGGAUCAAAAUAAAUGCAACCAAGUCUAUGAUUGGACACUGUCUUGGUGCUGCUGGAGGUUUGGAAGCUAUUGCCACAGUGAAAGCAAUCAUGACAGGGUGGCUUCAUCCCAGUAUUAACCAAUUUAAUCCUGAGCCCUCUGUGGAUUUUGACACUGUCGCAAACAAGAAGCAGCAGCAUGAAGUGAAUGUUGCCAUAUCAAAUUCAUUCGGAUUUGGAGGACACAACUCUGUGGUGGCCUUCUCAGCGUUCAAGCCUUGAUUAUGCUGGACCAUUGUUACGGGUAACCUGAAGAUUCAUCUCAUUCGUGGGAGAUUCCGGAAUUUAUUUCUCAUUGAGAGCUGGCUUAUCCGCUAAUAGUUUAGAUUUGCCAGAUGCCUUGCAUGUCAUUCGCAGUUAUUCAAAAAUUAGCAGCUGCCAACUAGGGGAAGAACUAAUUAUGUCAUUUGUAUCUUUAAAUAGAAGCUAUCUACUAGUUGCAAGAGAUUUUGUUAAAUUUUGGGUCAUCUUUUGGCAGAGGAUAUGCUUUACGUUAUUUAUUAAGUGAUGAGUUAUGAUUUUGCAUUUUUUA
This is a messenger RNA of Syzygium oleosum, 1807 nucleotides long. RefSeq names its product 3-oxoacyl-[acyl-carrier-protein] synthase I, chloroplastic. The transcript is spliced from 7 exons. Gene Ontology annotation, biological process: fatty acid biosynthetic process. The coding region runs from base 85 to 1497 and encodes 470 amino acids. The record is from RefSeq and is a predicted model, not a curated record. Lineage: Eukaryota; Viridiplantae; Streptophyta; Magnoliopsida; Myrtales; Myrtaceae. Gene Ontology annotation, molecular function: 3-oxoacyl-[acyl-carrier-protein] synthase activity.